This is a messenger RNA of Larimichthys crocea (large yellow croaker), 660 nucleotides long. RefSeq names its product serine/threonine-protein kinase VRK1-like. The transcript is spliced from 3 exons. Lineage: Eukaryota; Metazoa; Chordata; Actinopteri; Sciaenidae. The record is from RefSeq and is a predicted model, not a curated record. The coding region runs from base 16 to 495 and encodes 159 amino acids.
CGUAGACACAGAGGGAUGGAGCAGGUUGCAGUCUUUCAGCCUGUGCUGCUCUGUUGUGUUGCAGAUGAAAUCCAGAGGUUCAUGGAGGAGGUUAAAUCUCUGGAAUACCAAGACAAGCCGCCGUACGACAAGCUGCGCUCCAUCCUGCAGGCUGGACUCAAGGCUGUACAGGCUAAAGAUGAUGGCAAGCUGGAAUUCACCCCUGCCAAUGGAGCUGUACCACCUCCUGCCAAGAAGGCCACCAAGAGGAAGAAAGCAGCAGCUGAAGCAGAACAGAGUGACACUGAUGGAAGUCCCACCAAGAAGAAGAAGACUGUCACGAAGAAAAAAGAUGUGAAUGGAGUAAAGAAAAGUCCCAAAAAGACUCAAAGACCAAGGAAGGCACUGAGCACUGCAAAACAGAGCGAGCCCAAAUCUAGACUGGUGGAGAUGGGCACACAAACGUCACCUGGGCUGGCCCUGAAUUCCAGAGGCAGGACCAAGAAAUCCACCUGAGUCUCCAUUCCUCCCUCCAUCCUCCCGUCUGUCCUCUGCUUCUUAAUGUCACUUUUUUAAGUUUUCUAAAAUUCUCUGUCUGUUACGCACUGACGUGUUGCUUUGUUUUUGGUGUGGUUGGAGUUAGAUCGAUUGUAAUAAAAUAAAUGAAAGUGUCCGUCUUGU